ACUAUAUUGUAGUACCUAAGGCCUGUACCUAUAACUCUUCGAAACAGGUACUAUGUAUAAGAGGUACGCAAUAGAACUCCUUGUUGUAUGUUGUAAGAUGAUUGAUGUUAGGUAUCGCAUUUGCUAAGAGCCACUGGGGUAUAGAUCGUCAAAGGCUAGAGAAGGCGAAGAAGGGCCCAAAAAAAAAAAAAAAAAAAAAAAAAGGAAAUAAUUAUUAGUGAGCACCGUCCAAGGAAGAUCGUGAGUUUUUUCGGUCCCCUGACCUCUCUCCUGGGCGGUGGUUUAGUUUUUCCCACUCUCGUGUGUUCCCAGACUUCUUUACCAAUAUUUUUUUCUGUCGGUGUGAACUUCUUCCUCCUUUUCUCUCUCGCAUUCUUCUCUUAAAAAGCCCAAGACGAUUCCCAAUUGCGAGUGAAUUGCUUUCUAAAACAUUGAUUCUCUUUUACAUUCCAAAAGAGGCAUACAUAGUUGAGAUCCAUUUUGACGGUAGAGACGCACAUACGUCAUUUACCUCUAGGUACUCACACACAAAUCCAAUUCCCAUUCAUCAGCCCGAGCAAACUGAAGCUCAGUUUCACUUCUCCAGCAACUCGAUUUACAUCCAACGCUGAUAACAUUUAACACAUAAAAAUCAAACUUCUCUUAUUCCUCUUCCUCUCUAGCCUCCUUACUUCGGAUCAAUACAUCCUAGUCUCCUAUCGCCAGGCUUUUUU
Messenger RNA from Daldinia caldariorum, 713 nucleotides. RefSeq lists its product as uncharacterized. The annotation marks the transcript as partial. The record is from RefSeq and is a predicted model, not a curated record. Lineage: Eukaryota; Fungi; Ascomycota; Sordariomycetes; Xylariales; Hypoxylaceae. The transcript has a single exon.